AGAAAUCUUAAUAAUUUUUUUAGUAAAUAGGCAUUUACAUAAACAUUACCACCAUCAUUGUAAUGAUGACAUUUGCACUAAAGAAUUUAUUGGAUAACUUUAUAACAUGGCACUGAUUCCAGAAAAUGUCCUUGAUGUUAUUUCUUUCUCUCUUGCUGGAGAUUGGAAACGAUUUGGUAGAUUAUUGCGACUAGAAGAAUCACAGAUAGAAUGCAUUGACUUAGAAAAUGAUUUAGUCUAUGAAAAAUGCAGACAAGUUUUAAAAGAAUGCACUCGAAAGCAACCAAGCAUUGAGUGGGAUGAUGUAAGAGUGGUUUUGGAGCAGAUCAAUAGAAACGAUGUUGUGAAAAAAUGUGAGAAGAUAGAAGCAUGUGCUGUAAAAGUAUCACUAAAUUCGGCCAUGGAAAAAAGCUUUGAAAAAGCCAAGGAGCAGCUGAGAGAGAGAUAUUUACAUCAAUAUAAGUGUUUAUUUAACGAGAAUUCUAAUGAGCAACACAAUUUAGACCGCAUAUCAGCCUUUGUUGAACUAGCUAUAUCAUCUUCCAGCGAUGUGCAUGAAUACUGGAGUCGUAACAGUGACCGAGAUUAUCACCUGAAUCAACAUCUGUUUAAGGGCAAAACCAUAACUAUCGAAGAUAUAAUGUGUGAAAAUAAAGACCUGGUUUGUUUGGGAGGUGUAGCAGGCAGUGGCAAAAGCACGCUUCUUCUUUAUAUGCUGUUAAAAUGGGCAAGACAAGAAUUGUGGACUGGCAGUGUUGGCCAACAAUUUGAUUUUGUUUUUACUAUUAUUUGUCGUGAAAUCAAUUUUAUUGAGAAUUGUAGUUCCUUGGAGUCUAUAUUGAAGAAACUUUAUCCAAAAGUUUUCCAGUUAAUUUCAUUUGAACAAUUGCUCUUGAUUGCAGACAAGGUUCUAGUAAUUGUGGAUGGUGUCGAUGAAUUUAUUGGCUUGGAUGACAUGAUAUCACAGCAGGAUGGUUCACAAAGUGGCUUAGAUCUGUCCAGGUCCCUGUUUCAAGCUGUUAACCCUCUUCAUCCAUCCUUAUUCAGACAUAAAGUCUUAAUAUCUGGUCGACCAGAAGCUAUAUCUAAGGUUCAAAAAAGAUUUCAGAAAAUUGUUAAUGUUAGAUCGAUAGAAGUACUUGGCUUUAACAAUGAAAAUGUUGCUCUUUUUGUUCAGAAUUAUUUUUCAAACAAUCGUCAGCAGUAUCAAACAGUGUUGCAGAAAAUCAAAGAAUCAACUAAUCUGUCUGUGAUGGCAAGUUUACCUGUUUAUUUAUCCAUUAUAUGCAAUUUGUUUUUCAAUGAAAGUAAUGCUACUGUGAACACGUCUGUUGAAUUGUUUUGCUGGGCGUUAGGCCUGUAUCUGAAGGAUCAUUUUCGUGGAAAAGCUGUAUCCACUAUGAACUUAAGGGAGCUGUUUAAACAGGAAUUUGUUCGCAAUAUGUUGGCUGUCGUAGCUGCAAUGGCGUAUGAAAUGUUAUGCUGUGGUACUGUUGUCUUUGAUGCUGAUUCUCUAUCUGGUCAGUUUGAAGAAUCUCUAGAAUACUGUGGAUUGGUAACAAAAGUUUUUGUUGAUGAAUUUACAGUCAAGUAUCAGUUUCGACAUCUCAGCUUGCAAGAAUUCUGUGCAGCUGCUCACAUUUUGAGAAAAGACAUACCUCGAAAGGAUGUUGUAAACAAUAACCGUUUACGUGGUUGUGUUCCAUUGUUAUGUGGUUUAGAAUCUGUAUUUUCAACAAGCAGUAAUUCACCUCCCAUUUUAAAAGCUAUCGUUCAUGCAAUGGAGGUACAAAACUUAACACAGGAGCCUGUUUUAAGUUAUCUUGUUGAUAAUUUAUUUAGUUAUGGUCAUCAACCAUGUGUUUUAACAGGUUCAAAUGAUGCUUGGAAUCUUUUUGCGACAUCUUAUUACGAGCACCACAAACCAUUGAAUCAAUCAUUAAAGUCUGUUAUAUCGAAAAGCGAGAUUAUUUUGUAUUUGAAAAAUAUUUCACGUAUUCAAAUGACAUUCAUGAUUUAUUUCCUUGAUCAAAUAAUAGCAAUAAAUCCAUUUCCCGUUCAGGAUAUUUACUUGCAAGUAUGGCGAAAUGAUGUCUCAGAAAGUGAGUGCAAAAGAAUGGCAAAGUAUAUUUGUUUGACCAAGCGUGUUCACAUAGAGAGAAUGAAUGUUCUCCUUCCAGAUGAUUUAAAAUUGAUCAACAAUGAGUUUGAAAGUAUGACAGAGAAAAAAGCCACCCCCGCUAUUAAAGAAUUGCGUUUUUAUGCCUGUAAACUGUCUUCCCACCAUUUAUUUUCUAUGGAAUCAGUUUUGACAAACUUACACACACUUGUUUUAAGUUAUAACAAAAAUAUUUCCUUGGACGGAUGGAAAUUAGUGGCAAGUUUAUUUGAAACCUGUUGCUUUCUACAAAAGCUGCAUGUUAGGGAUUGUAACUUGAAAGAUCAUGCAUUUGCCAGCCUUGCUGCAGUCGCUCCAAAGUUAUUAGAGUUUGAAGUAUCUGACAAUCCUUCAAUCACAAACCAAGGUUGGAUUAAAUUAGUUGAAUCAGUGAAUAAUGGAAGUGUAUUAGAGAAGCUUUAUCUUCGUGGUUGUUAUCUAACUGAUUCCUCUCUGGAAUCAUUGCUUCCAGUUUUCACUUACUUAAAGGAGCUUGAUUUGAGUUUCAACAAAGCAAUUACAUAUGGUGGAUGGAACAAGCUGUGUGAUUUCUUUCUGCAAGGAAAAGGUGAAUCACUACAGCGAUUGUGUAUUAAAAAUUGUUUUGUUACUCAAUCGUCCAUCGAAGUUUUGAAAAAAUGCAUGCAUUCUUUGGAACAUUCUGUCGCUUUGCCUACCAUAUCUAACCAACAAAAAGAUGAUUUAAACGAUGAUGGUUCAUCUGAAAUGAUAAAAAUAAAGUGCAAUUUGAAUGAUGAAAGUUUAAAAAAGCUCUGCAAGGAGAUACAAAGCCCAAGAAGAAUUGACCUGAGUUCCAAUGAAAACAUAACCACGCUAGGUUGGCAACAUUUGGCUAAUUCUGUGCAAAGCAAGACAAGUAAUCUGGAGGAACUAGUCCUAUGCGAUUGUAAUUUAAAAGAUGAUGAUGUAUUGGUUUUAUCACCAUUAUAUCCAGGUCUUAAAAAACUGAGACUUUCAAAAAACCCUGGAAUUACCAAUGUUGGAUGGAAUAUAUUAGGUUCAAUUAAACGAGAUGCAGCAGGUCGUUUUUUAAAAGGUCUAAACCUUCGUAGUUGUCGGCUUAAUGACUCAUCUAUGGCGAUCCUGCAACCUAUACUAGGACAUUUAAACUAUCUUAGUUUAGGUAAUAAUUCUCAUAUCACACCCAUUGGGUGGAAAUGUUUAUCUACUGCUGUCAUUGAUAGUAAAAAAGUGUGUCUAAAGUUUCUGAGUGUUCGCGAUUGUGACAUAAACGAUGCUUCUUUGAAAGAAAUACAACCUGUGAUCCCCUUUUUGCAUUCUCUGAAGCUUGGGGGAAAUCUCAAAAUCACUCCAGUUGGAUGGAAAGGUAUAGGAGAAUGCAUUAAUAAUGAAAUAUGCAAUUUGUACGAGUUGGGUGUCAUCAGGUGCUUGUUAACAGAUGAGGAUCUAAUUACUUUAUUACCACUACUUCCGUUUCUUCAAAUGUUUGACGUGCGAUUCAAUAGAUGCAUCACAACAAUUGGUUGGAAAUUAUUAUCCAGCGCGGUCAGGAAACACCCUUCGGCCAAGUUGAAAUCAAUGAAUAUACAUGGUUGUUUCAUAUCAAAUUCAGAUUUAAAAUCUCUUCUAGAAGUAGUGGAUAUUGUGUAAAGUUAUUGUGUAAUUUUUUGAAAAAUGUCGAUUUAAUUUGAUUUUUAUUCUUAUUAUUUUUAAUAUUUUAUACUUUUGCUGCUUAUUUUUCUUUGUUUAUCUACAUUUAUAUAUAUACAAAGAUCUAUUUGUUGUUUAUUUACACAUCGUUUAUUUUAAAUUAAAAUUUAGUAUGAAUUGUAUUUUUACUAAACAUAACAUAUACAUAUACAUAUUUUAUCUUAAUUUUUUUAUACAAUAUUUUUUAUGUUAAAUAUACUUGAUGUGGGGAUAAGAUGCAAAUUCAAUUUAGAUUACCUUCUGAAAUAAUUGCAACAUGAAGCUUUGUGACUAUUGAUAUUUUUUAUGAUUACCAUUUUUUUACUUAUGGAGAUUUUUCUUUAGACAUUUUGGAUAAAGUUAUGCCACCUAUUUAAUUUGUUUUUUCUCAUUUUCACUAUUCUAAGGCAAUAUAUAAGGCUUUUUUACAUUUUUCAGGAAUUUUGGUGGUACUUGUUUUUUUUUACAAAAACCGAAAGAUGUUAUCAUUUAUAUCACUAACAGAAAUUAUUAUCUGCGAGGUUCACACCAAUUGAGUUUCUACUAAGAAAGUCUUGUCCAAGUUCUUUUUUACUUUUUUAAACCUUUCUUGGUGCGUUACUAAUAAAAUUGAUAAUCCUUCUAUAAUUACCCAAAAUAAGCAAUUAUCAUUUGUUGUAGUUAUUUUGAAUUCAUACUUUAUAAUAUUUUUGAAAUGCAAUAAAUUUUAUUUGUGUUUGCAAGUUUAUUGUUUUUUUAAACUAUUUAAGGAUUCAUAACAAAUUGGGCUUAAAUCUUUCAUUCAAGUGAAUAUGAAUAAAAUAAAUUAUGUUGUGAUAAAAAAGUAAAAUAGCAUAUGCUUCUCGGUUAAUACGAUCCUCAGUGCAUACAUAGAUGUAAUAAAUUUUAUUGUGAACAUAUUUUAACAUUGGUAUGAGUUUUUAAAAAAGU
Hydractinia symbiolongicarpus is the source of this 4759-nucleotide messenger RNA. RefSeq names its product NACHT, LRR and PYD domains-containing protein 9-like. Lineage: Eukaryota; Metazoa; Cnidaria; Hydrozoa; Anthoathecata; Hydractiniidae. Gene Ontology annotation, cellular component: cytoplasm. The transcript has 5 exons. The record is from RefSeq and is a predicted model, not a curated record. Bases 107 to 3790 code for a protein of 1227 amino acids. Gene Ontology annotation, biological process: positive regulation of inflammatory response; signal transduction. Gene Ontology annotation, molecular function: protein binding.